GAUUUUCCCUCACUUGUCCUGCUUUCUCAUGCACCGUGUCCGUCUACUGCUUUUCUCUUAUUCGUGACGCUUCGCCGUGUUGUUUGAUGAAUGACCGGUGAUGAUUUUUGAUAGUUCAAGUCAAGAAUCUAUGUCCUCCGACGAUGGCUGUCGCCGGGGGAAAAUUUUGUUGGAAUUGGAAAAUGGGGAAUUAGAACUGGAAAAUGGUCAUGAAGCGAAGAAAUUACCGAAAAGUUUCCGCCGGAAAAGAAUGGAGCUCCGGAGAGUUAGGUCACUCUCCCCAGAAAAAUCGGGGGAUGGGUUAAUUUCAUCCGAGGAUGAGGUAGAUUUGAAGAAAAAGAGAUCCGAAGUUGAAAAGGAGACGACCGGCCUAAUCGAAAAGGCAUUAGUAGUUCAGUUUUCUGAAAACGAAGUCGGCGGAUCUAGAGAAGUGAAAUGCUUGUCACACGGAACGGUAUCGGUCAUCGGCCGGAGAAGAGAAAUGGAGGACGCGGUGGCGGUGGAAUUAGGUUUUUUGAGAAAAGGUAGAAAGAGUUACGACUUUUUCGGAGUGUAUGACGGUCAUGGGGGGUGGCGCGUGGCUCACGCGUGUGGUGAGAUGCUGCAUAAGUUGCUGGUGAAUAUUGUUGAAGAAGAAAGCACCGACGAGAUAGAGUGGGAAAAGGUUAUGGUGGCGGGGUUCGAGAAGAUGGACGAAGAGGUGAAUAAGAAGGGCGCAUCGGUGGCAACGACGGGGUCGACGGCGGUUGUUGCGGUGGUAGGGGAGGAGGAGAUUGUGGUGGCCAAUUGCGGCGAUUCAAGGGCAGUGCUUUCCAGCGGCGGCGUGGCCGUACAGUUGUCGGAUGAUCACAAGCCUGAUAGAGCUGAUGAAUUGGGGAGGAUUGAAGCAUGUGGAGGGAAGGUCAUCAAUUGGAACGGACAUAGAGUCUUAGGCGUUCUUGCCACUUCAAGAUCUAUAGGUGAUUAUUAUCUGAAACCAUUUGUGAUAGCAAAACCCCAAGUAAGAGUUGUGAGUAGAAGCCAUGCGGACGAGUUCUUGAUAGUGGCAAGUGAUGGACUGUGGGAUGUUGUUUCUAAUGAUGUUGCAUGCCAGGUGGUAAGGAAGUGUUUACAGGGACAAAUUAAGAGAAGCAAUAUUCUUCAUGUUCCCAUGCUCCAAGAUCAUCAUCAUUUUCAUACCCAUACCCAAUUUGGUGAUUCAUUAAUAAGUAAAAGCGGCACUGGUGCUGCUCAGGCAGCCGCAGUGCUGGCUGAGUUAGCUAUGGCUAGGGGUAGCAGAGACAAUAUAAGUGUAACUGUGGUGGAGCUCAACUCUUCUGUAUCCGCCCAAUCCCAACAUUCGUUGUCCUAAUACACAUACGUACGUAUUCAGAUUAUUAAUAUAUGAUGUAGUUGUAUAGUUCCAGGAUCUCAAUGGUUUAAUCUGGCAUGUGGCAAUAUAUAAUCCCCUGUUUACACCUUCACCCUCAUCAAAAUUAGAGUGGUGGGGAUGCCACUGUUUUUAUCAACGCUUCAAGAGUCACACAUUUUUAUGUUCUUCAUGCUCCUAUAUACAAACUCAUUUCUUCUAUAGCCCCAAAACCUAAUUAAUCUUCCUCAUCUAAACACACAGUGAGUGUCAUU
This is a messenger RNA of Sesamum indicum (sesame), 1623 nucleotides long. Its product is annotated as protein phosphatase 2C 51. The record is from RefSeq and is a predicted model, not a curated record. Gene Ontology annotation, biological process: protein dephosphorylation. Gene Ontology annotation, molecular function: cation binding; protein serine/threonine phosphatase activity. Lineage: Eukaryota; Viridiplantae; Streptophyta; Magnoliopsida; Lamiales; Pedaliaceae.